AUGGCCAGCAUCGGAGACCUCCCCUAUCUACGAGACAAGAUCUUGGAAGACAACACCACAAAAAGAAUCCUCAUCAAACUGAAAUCCAAAACCUUAGACUCAGAAGACUAUCGCGUCUCCGCAAACGAAAUUGUCAAAGAAAUAUUCCCGAACUGGGAAAACGAUCGCCGAAUUCUCUAUCUCGCCAUUGACAUAUGGAAGGAGCGCACCUUCAUCGUUAUCGAUAUCAACAAUCACGAUUAUGACUUUGAAACGGCACACGAAAGCAAGAAGGUUCUUCCAGUCUAUGUGCUUCGACAAUAUAGGAAAAGGCAGGGUUGGGCCCUAGUGCGAUUUCAUCCUGUGGAUGAGCGUCUCAUGAUUCAACUGGCGGAGCUUCAUGAGCAUCAGGGGUGGAAUUCUACGACUCCUUUUCUAGCGGAUCAUACUACAAUGCUUUGUUAUCGCAACCCUCGGGGGUUGCGGCCACGAAGUACUUCUAUUUAG
Penicillium atrosanguineum is the source of this 486-nucleotide messenger RNA. RefSeq names its product Subtilisin-like serine protease. The transcript has a single exon. The record is from RefSeq and is a predicted model, not a curated record. The coding region runs from base 1 to 486 and encodes 161 amino acids. NCBI's taxonomy places the organism in Eukaryota, Fungi, Ascomycota, Eurotiomycetes, Eurotiales, Aspergillaceae.